UUUUGUCCAAUCAGAAGCCGCCGUUGUUCAUAAAGCGCUGGUGCACCUGCAGACCUUCAUCUCUGCUCCUCUUCCUCCUGUCGCGAGCAUGGCGCCGCUCUCCAUCCAGUCCGGAGUCAGCUACGCUAAGACGCUGCUGCCGGACUCUCUGCUCAGGUCCAUGCUGACGGUCCAGACCAGCAUCUCCCGCCGCAUCCUGCCCUCGCCACAGCCCCGCUGCUAUAAGGUCUGCACCUUCAGCCGGAUGCGGCGGCGAGGUCUGCUGGCGUCCUCGCUGGAUGAGCUUCUGGAGCAGGCGGCCAAAGUCUUUGUGUUUUCAAACUGCAACUUCCUGAUUCUGGUCCUGGAGGAGGACGGGACCGUGGUGGACUCAGAGGAGUUCUUCCAGUCACUCCCUUGCAGAACCCCCCUGAUGGUUCUGGACAAAGGCGAGCUGUGGACACCAAACAAGAUUCUUCCGAGUUUCCGUGAGCCCAAAAAGAAGGGGAUCGCCAAACUGACCAUUGACGUGUACAAGGUGCACCCCAAGGACCUGCUGUGCUGCUUCACCGUCAGAGCCACGCUGUACGAGAUCUACACGCUGUCCUACGACUUCAAAUGCACCCGCCUCAAACACAUCUUCAAGUCGGUGCUGCGCGGCGUCACCUGUCUGACCAGACUGACCGGACAGCUGCUGCUCUGCACGUCUUCAUCGCUGCUGCAGUUCACGGCGGACGACAGCUGCGUGGACCGACGGGACUCGGCUGGUUCUACCGCCGCUGGUGGAGACGGAGGAAACCGGACCACAUUUUAAACUUGUUUUCAUUAUUAAUGGUAGAGACCAUUUCUGUCUGCUCUGUUUUAAAUCAAGUCUUUAAAUAAAAUGGGAUUUUAU
This is a messenger RNA of Oryzias melastigma (Indian medaka), 874 nucleotides long. RefSeq names its product cell death inducing DFFA like effector a (gene cidea). Bases 89 to 793 code for a protein of 234 amino acids. Gene Ontology annotation, biological process: regulation of apoptotic process; apoptotic process. Lineage: Eukaryota; Metazoa; Chordata; Actinopteri; Beloniformes; Adrianichthyidae. The transcript is spliced from 5 exons. The record is from RefSeq and is a predicted model, not a curated record.